Molecule: messenger RNA, 1187 nt
Organism: Cuscuta campestris
Lineage: Eukaryota; Viridiplantae; Streptophyta; Magnoliopsida; Solanales; Convolvulaceae
Source: the annotation of a GenBank genome assembly
GACCCUGGAGGCAGACGGAGGCGAGAUUGUCGGAAUGGAUGUGAUGGUUUUGAAUUAAAGAACAUAAAUAAAUUAUGUUUGUGAUUAUGAUUGUUAAGCUUCCGCAAUAUUGAAAACUCCGUACUGUUUAUAUUAUGAAAAAUAUUAUUGUGAUAAAUAAAAGUGUUUGAAAUGUUUUAAAUUUUUACGAUUACCAAGUUAAUACUUUAAUCUGAAAGGGGCUGCAGACCUGGAUAGAUUAGGGUGUUACAUAGUCAAAGUUCUCUGAUCGAGGUUAGUCUUCUUCGGCCUUGCUCUUCCAUGUCUUCCCAAUCCUCAGUCUUUCGUCGGUCCGCGUCCGAGCGCGAUGCCGAGGGUUCCGUCACAUGCUCUGCCCAGGAGAGCGACUCCCGCUCACCCUCUGUUGAGGAGAUAGUCGAGGCGGUUGAGAUCCCUCCUCAGUCCGAGCCUCGCAACCAGAGGCGCACCACCCUGGAGGACUCGGGGAUCCGAGCGCGGAAAUGCACCCUCACGGUUGAGGAAUUUCGCAAGGCGAAGCGCCUGGCCUCGGCGCCAGGCGUGACCGUGCGUCGUCCCACCCCCGAGCAGUCAGUCUUUGACGCCCCUUCGGGUUUCUUCGCUAUCCACCUCAAAUCCCUCGAAGGCAAGAAAAGCUUUUCAAGACGAGGAAGGACUCCGCCAAGAGUUGGAAGGGGAAGUUCAUCUUCGUUUCUCUCUCCUCGGGUUCCUUCUUUCGCAAAGAACCCCUCAGUUCCUUUCGCGGAGGAGGCUGCUCGCAAGGCGCGCCAGGAGGCUCGCGAUCAGGCCGUUGCCGAGUUCCUAGCAUCGGAUGCAUUUCAGGAGGAAGCCUUCGCUCGCAUGAAUGAUUUGCUCAAGGCAUGGGGGCAGACUCCUGAGGGGAAGGCAUUCGCUCGCUCCGAAGGGACGUCGUGGUACAACCUCGGUCUGUUCCGAGCGCAGCAGGUCCUUUCGGAUAGGUUCCUCGCCGGGGAGGACCUCCCCGAGCCAUGCGACAAUCCUGAUGAGCUCGACACUUCCAUCUACUACCCGAAUGGCGGGAACUCUGCCGGCGAGCAGCCGAAUGCCGAGUGAUAUGACUUGAAACUUUGUUGUAUUUGAUGUAAUGCUGUUCAAGACUUUGUUUUUUUGAAUUCGGAUAUGUUAUGACUCGAUGCUUUGUAUGGAUG